This is a messenger RNA of Hypoxylon trugodes, 3331 nucleotides long. RefSeq names its product armadillo-type protein. The transcript is spliced from 3 exons. The record is from RefSeq and is a predicted model, not a curated record. Gene Ontology annotation, cellular component: nucleus; cytoplasm. NCBI's taxonomy places the organism in Eukaryota, Fungi, Ascomycota, Sordariomycetes, Xylariales, Hypoxylaceae. Bases 215 to 3040 code for a protein of 941 amino acids. Gene Ontology annotation, molecular function: nuclear import signal receptor activity; small GTPase binding. Gene Ontology annotation, biological process: protein import into nucleus.
CCAUCCACCACCCUACUUACGAACCCCACCAUAUCCCCAGAGCCGAUGCUACUGACAAUCAACACCUGACUUCUUCCCUCUCUCCCUUCACCUCUUGUUCUUCACCAUUUACUAUUGUGGGAUCUAGAACAUCUUCAAAGCGCACUUAGAUCUACGUCAAGACUUUCGAACGCCCACAUAUCGAAAUUCGACUUUACCCUGCCUGCCGCCCAUCAUGGCGUGGCAGCCAUCGCCUGAGUCCUUGAGCACUCUCGCUGCUUGUCUCAAGGACUCUCUCAGCGGCUUUGAUAAAGCUGCGCAAAAACAAGCUGAAGUUAUGCUCACGCAAGCGAAGGCGUCUCCUGAUAUCAACAACUACCUCGUAUAUCUAUUCUCUAGCCAGGACCCCCCGACAGGCCUACAAUGUACAGCCGAAGACUACUUCCUUGUGCGAUCUUCUGCCGCGAUUAUGUUGAAGAACAAUAUCAAGACAGCUACCAAGCAGAUUCCCGAGAGCAGUGUCGCAUUGAUCAAGAUGGGAAUUCCUAUGUGUUUGCAGGACAAGAACUCUCAGAUUCGUAACUAUGCGGGAGUUAUCGCAACUGAGAUGAUCCGACGAGGUGGUAUAAUGAGCUGGCCCGAGUUAUUGCCAGAACUCUUGAAGAUGAUUGGUAACGAUAAUGGUCAGAUCUCAAACGAAGCGCAGGAAGGUGCUGUUGCAGCCAUGGCCAAGAUUUGUGAAGACAACACCAAGAUGUUGGAGCGCGAACUGAACGGAGAGCGACCGCUGAACUUCAUUCUCCCGAAAUUGAUUCAAGCCACUAAGAGUUCGUUGCCCAAGGUCCGCGCUCACGCCUUGGCUGCUAUCAAUGUCUUCACCGCUCGAAAAUCCCAGGCCAUGCUUAACAACAUUGACGACCUGCUCCAACACUUGUUUGCGCUAGCGUCGGAUAACAACAACGACGUGCGACGACAAGUAUGUAGAGCAUUUGCUCAGCUUGUUGAAUCUCGUCCGGAUAAAAUCCAGCCUCAUCUGCCCGAUCUUGUCAAUUACAUCAUCACGCAACAACAGAGUGACGAUGAGGAUUUGGCCACCGACGCAGCCGAGUUCUGGCUUACGGUCGGUGAACAUGAACACCUUUGGCAUUCAUUGACGCCGUACAUCAAUAAGAUUAUUCCUGUUCUUCUUGAGUCCAUGGUAUAUAGUGCCGAGGAUAUCGCUCUUUUGGGUGGAGCAUCUGAUGAUGAGGACGAAGAAGAUCUGGAGAAGGACAUUAAACCUCAGUUUGCGAAGAAGGCGGCGGCGCGUCAAGCCAAUGGAGAAGGCUCCGCGGAUGCCGCACAAAACGGAAAUGCGUACGAAAAGUUGGCAAAUAUGGACGACGACCUUGAGGAAGGUGAGAUUGAGGACUUUGAGGAUGGCGACGAUGCCAACCCAGAUGAACGAUGGACUUUACGGAAGUGUUCAGCAGCUGCUCUGGAUGUCUUCGCUCGUGAUUUCAGAGACCCGGUCUUUGAGUCCAUCCUGCCGUACCUCACCAAACACAUUAAGCACAACGAUUGGCCUUAUCGAGAGGCGGCGGUACUUGCAUUGGGUGCCGUAGCAGAGGGGUGUAUUAAUGUUGUUACGCCGCACCUCCCCGAAUUAGUUCCUUACUUGAUCUCCCUUCUCAACGACCCCGAACCCGUAGUCCGACAGAUCACCUGUUGGACACUGGGCCGAUAUUCUUCGUGGGCUGCGGAUCUAUCGGAUCCUAACCAAAAGCAGCUUUACUUCGAGCCGAUGAUGGAGGGCAUUCUAACAAAGAUGUUGGAUAGCAACAAGAAGGUCCAGGAGGCGGGCGCUUCUGCGUUUGCAAAUCUUGAAGAGAAGGCUGGCAAAAAGCUAGAGCCCUACAGUCUUCCAAUCAUUCAACAAUACGUUCGAUGUUUCAAGAAGUACAAGGACCGAAAUAUGUAUAUCCUCUACGACUGUGUACAGACCCUUGCCGAGCAUAUAGGACCGGUUCUAGCUCGACCCGAACUCGUUAACGAGUUAAUGCCAGCUCUCAUUGAGAGAUGGACUAAGGUCUCUGACCAGUCCAGAGAACUCUUCCCCUUAUUAGAGUGCCUGUCGUACGUUGCGAUGGCCCUGAAUGACGCAUUUACUCCUUACGCGCAGCCGAUAUUUGUCCGCUGUGUUAACAUUAUCCACCAAAAUUUGGAAGCCUCUCUUGCAGUCGCAAAUGACCCGUCCCUCGAUGCUCCGGAUAAGGAUUUCCUAGUUACUAGCUUGGAUCUUCUUAGUGCUAUCAUUCAGGCACUAGACCCAGCCAAAUCUUCUAAGCUUGUCCAGGAGUCUCAACCAGCAUUCUUCGAACUCCUUACCUUCUGUAUGGAAGAUCCAACAGACGAGGUACGACAAUCGGCCUAUGCGCUCCUUGGCGACUGCGCGAAAUACGUAUUCGAGCAGUUGCAAUCGUCCCUGUCAAGCAUUUUCCCUGUGCUCCUAAGGCAACUGGAUCUGGACAGUAUAGUCGACGAGGAUAUCGAGAGUGGUUUUGGUGUUGUUAACAAUGCCUGCUGGUCCGCAGGAGAGAUAGCCAUACGGCACAAGAGUGAUAUGGCGCCCUACGUACCCGAGCUUUUCCAACGUUUCAUCGAGAUCAUCACAAACCCGGGUAUUCCUAAGGGGGUCACUGAGAAUGCGGCAAUUGCGUUAGGACGUCUCGGAAUUGGCAACGGCGAAGUGUUGGCUCCGCAACUGGCUAACUUUGCCGAUGAUUUCCUCACUUCCAUGGACGAAGUUGACCCUUCUGAUGAGAAGGCAACUGCAUUCCGAGGCUUCACCGCUAUUGUCGAGAAGAAUCCCAUGGCUAUGGAAAAAUCUCUGUUGCACUUCUUCACCGCGAUUGCUCGAUAUAGAGACCUCAAAUUACGCAGCGAAACUAAGAAUGGCCUGCAUGAGGAUUUCCAGAAGACACUCGAGCUCUAUCGCUCAUUAAUUCCCCAGUUUGAUGAGUUCGUUGGUCGAUUACAACCUCAAGACCAACAAGCGCUACGGACAACAUAUGUCUUUUGAACAACUGCGACGAGAUAGAAUUCAUUGGUAAUGGCACACGGCGAUAAUGGGUGGGCUCCCCCCAUGUCUAAGUUCAAGGUGAUAUCAGCACCGGAGGCUUCCACGGAAGAUAUGUCAGUUUAGCAAGCCAACCACUUCAACAAUAGCCAGGGAGUGUGGAUUUAGAUCUGCAGUGAGUUGUGCAUUGGUCUAUGCAGCCUUGGCUCAUGAUCUCAAUGCACGUAUUUGCGAAAAGGGAAAAUAAUCGGAGGAAAGGGUAAAACAGGGCUGCGCCUAGUGAGUAAGGCGCAU